AUGCCAAUCGAUCUGCUUAUUGUCGGUGCCGGCCCGGCAGGUCUUCUGGCGGCCUGCUGGGCCUCCCAGUACCCGAUAUCAACGCGUAUUAUCGACAAGCAUCCAUCACGAAAGCCCACCGGUCAUGCGGACGGAAUCCAUAGUCGCACACUGGAGAUCCUCGAUAGCUUCGGGAUUGUAGAUCGGAUCAUGCGAUUGGGUGCUCAGGAGAUUGAGAUGUGUUAUUGGGUUGGUCAACGAAUUGGUCGCGAUGAGAAACAUGGGAAGCUUCAACGGGAGAAAAGGCUGCGAAGCCAGCCUGAGGAGUUCUCGCGGUUCAACCAACGACUUCUCAACCAGGGGAUUAUGGAGGAGGUGAUGAUUGACUAUCUGCGCGAGAAGGGAGUACAAGUUGAAUGGAGUACGACAGCUGAAUCGUUGGAAACGGAUCAAGAUGACUUGCCUGUCGUUCAUGUUAGUCGCGGUCUAGGUGAAAAGGACACAAUAAAAGCACAAUACGUGACCGGCUGCGACGGAGUACACAGCUGGACGAGAGACCAACUUCAGAUCCCCAUGGAUGCACUAUCUGCGCCCUCUGAAGAGUCUACCUGGGGUGUGAUGGACAUCGUCCCAAUCAGCGAUUUCCCCGAUAUCCGCCAAUCCUGCGCUAUCCACGCUUGUUCGAGAAGCGGGAUUAUGCAGCUGCCGCGCGAGAACCGUCUGAUUCGGCUAUAUAUCCAGCUCAAGAGCGACGACGAGUUGGCGCAACAAGCGAUACUGAAUACACACGACGAGACAACGCCCAAGCAGCUAUUGAAAAUCGCACAGCGGACAUACGAACCGUAUCAGAUGAGCUAUAAGCGCUGCGACUGGUGGUCGCUAUAUCGUAUAGGACAACGACUAGUUCCAGAGUAUAGAAUUCGCGAUCGAAUCUUCCUGGCCGGCGACGCAGCCCACACACAUUCCCCCAAAGGAGGACAAGGCAUGAACGUUUCCAUGCAAGACACGCACAACCUGGUCUGGAAACUUGCCUCUGUUAUUCUAGGCCAAGUGGAUCCAUCCAUUCUGGAGACUUACAACUCUGAACGACGCCCCGUAGCUCAGGAGCUCAUGCGCAUGGAUUCAGACCUCGUGCAUGCUUACGAGCAGCAACCCGGGACGGGCGGGCAUACUGACAGUGUGGAUGAGAUUCGAGAUCGGUACACAGGGUUCAUGACGGGGGUGAAGGUGAAGUAUCCGUCGAACAUUCUUGUUACGGCCAGAAAAGACAGUGUGACGAGGAAAUUUGAGGUGGGAAUGAGAUUACCGUCUUUUCGAGUCGUUUACCAGGCGUCUGCUUCUCCACUGCAUCUUGCAGAAAGGCUCAUCAGUAAUGGUUACUGGAGGAUACUUGUAUUCUCUGGGGACCUUCGCAAGGACCAAAACCGACGUUAUCUUGACUCUUUUGCAGAAACCCUCAAACCACAUUUGGAGACCAUGCGCAUACCUAUCGAGGUACUGUUGGUUCAUUCUAGUCCACGAACGGAUAUAUCUAUUUUGGAGGUCCCUGAUAUCUUCCACCCGUUCGACGAGGAUCUUGGAUGGGAUUAUUCCCGAGUCUUUGCGGAUGCGGAUGCAUAUGAAGGAUACGGAGUCGAAGAUGGGUGCGUCGUGGUUUGUCGGCCGGACCAGCAUGUCGGCUGGAUUGGAUCGGAUGUCGCUGAUUUGGAGGAAUAUUUCUCCUUUGUUAAGUCCUAGGAAUGAACCCGACUGUAGAUACCAUUCAGAUGGAUUGGUCCACACCACAGUGAUAACCCUGUCUAGAAUAGCAACUGUCUGCUCAACAUUCGGUAAACAUUGGGUUUCCAAGCCGGAAAUCCAACACCAACCAUCC
Messenger RNA from Aspergillus ruber CBS 135680, 1852 nucleotides. RefSeq lists its product as uncharacterized. Bases 1 to 1716 code for a protein of 571 amino acids. The transcript has 5 exons. The record is from RefSeq and is a predicted model, not a curated record. Gene Ontology annotation, molecular function: FAD binding. Lineage: Eukaryota; Fungi; Ascomycota; Eurotiomycetes; Eurotiales; Aspergillaceae.